AUGGCCCUGCCUUUACCACUGCCAGCUUGGCAGCAAAGAGAGCUUGUUCGUGAGAGGGAAACCUUUAGAUAUGAUCCCUCCUUGAUAGCAAAGUCUAUCCUCAACUCUCCAGAUCACCUGAUACCGUCUCCCAAUCUCACCACUUCACCUGAUGCCACCUUGACUUCAUUUUGUCAACUCGCAGCCCUACGUCUCAACGCCUCACGAUCUCUAGUAUCACUCUUUGAUCGCUCUAGCCAGUAUGUCGUCGCGGAAGCUACACAAUCUGGCCGUCUUGUUCCAAACUCCCUCUCCGCAAGCCCUGACCAAGGCUUAUGGCUCUGCGGGACACACUUUACUCGCUCAUUUGGAGUUUGCGAACGGGUCAUACAGGAAUCCGCCAAGGUCUUGCCAUCCAACCCUCAGAUUACAGUAAUCAACGACCUUGCUGAAGAUGAGAUAUUAUGCCUACGGCCUUACUGCCACGCUUGGCCCAAUAAUCGCUUCUACGCCGGCAUCCCGUUGACAACUCCCAGAGGGAUUGUCAUUGGAGUCCUUUGCGUUUUCGAUUCGCAGCCGCGAUCAGGCUUGGACAGUACAUCGAAAACCAUCCUGCAAGACCUAUCUCAAUGUAUCAUGUCACAUCUUGAAGACCGUCGCGUCAGCGAGCGAUAUCGUCAAGCAGAUCGUGUGACCCGCGGCAUCCGACGCUUCUUCCACGGGCGCACCACCAAGACAGAUCUUCAACGCGAUCGCCUGCUUGCAGCUGAACCGAGACUUCGAACUCCAGGAGCAGACUUUAGCCCACAGUUCAACCACUCCACUGACACCAGACAUGGGGAUGAUCGAUUGUCGAGCACAUGUGCCAGUGCAGCUCAUAUCAUGCGCGAUGCCCUCGAAGUUGAUGGACUUGUACUUUUGGAUGCCUCGAACUCACAUCGAAGCCCUGGAGCAGAGGUGAAAGGUCCCAUUGGCGCACCGAAAGAUGCCCGGCUUGCGGCUGAUGACCUAUGCCCCGUCCUCGGCUCGUCUGUCACAGCCGAGUUCAAGCAAGAAGCAACUUCCUACUUCGGGCAUUCGACCCUACACACCUCAAUUUUGCGACGAUUACUUCACUAUUGCCCACGUGGGACGAUAUGGACAUUCGACGGUUCCGACGGCGACACCAGUGAUGAACCAAGUGAUGAAAUCUCCUCAGACGUUUCUGAAAAUGACGAUAUUGCAGAAGAGUCAGAUGAAACAUCACCUGUCAACCCAGACGAUACAAUAAAGCAUCAUACAAAACGACAACAGCUGAGAAAGGACAUAAAGACCCUUCUGCCUGGUGCAAAAAGCGUAGCAUUCUUCCCCAUUUGGAAUGCUCAAAAACGACGCUGGUUUGCUGGUGGUUUCGCCUACACCAACAACACGAGCCGGGUUUUCUCUCACAAGCGGGAGCUAAGCUACCUGCGAGCUCUCGGGACAGUCCUCAUGGCUGAAGUGUCGUUCAUCAAGGAGCGGGAGGUGGAACAUUCCAAAUUGGAUGUUCUGGACUCCAUCUCCCACGAACUACGCUCCCCGCUGCAUGGUAUUUUCUUCGGUACCGGGGUGCUGCGUUCUGGCAAGCUGAAUUCGUCCCAAAACGAUGCUUUGUUAUCUGUUGAGGCUUGCAGUCAGACUUUGCUAGACACUAUCGAUCAGAUUCUCGACUGGAGCAAGAUCAACCAUUUCUCAACGUCGCUUGAGAAGGGCUCUGGAUACACUCACACAGACGUGGACAGUCGUGUGCUUCGUUCUUCUCGGACCAACAGUAUGGAGGCUGGUAUGAUGAGCAUUGCAUCUGACGUUAACCUCCCACAGUUGAUUGAGGAUGUCAUAGAGAGUGUGCACGUGGGACACGAGUUUCAGAAACACACAUUAGGAACGCCCGGUGGCAGUGUCAAAUUGGUCGCCCACUUCGAACCCAACCCCAGAUGGGGAUUUCACGUACAGCCUGGCGCAAUUCGACGCAUCGUGAUGAACAUCUUGGGGAACUCGCUGCGGUUUACGUCCAGUGGCGCCAUCCACAUCCGAGUCGGACAAUCAGAAACGGAUGAUGUUUCGGUGCGUCUUGUGACACUCACCAUCAGUGACACAGGCUGCGGUAUGAGUAGCGAGUUUCUCGCCAACGAUCUCUUCAGUCCGUUUACUCAGCAAAACAUGAUGGAUGCCGGCACCGGAUUGGGUUUGAGUAUAGUCCGACGCAUCACGCAGAAUCUUGGCGGGAACGUCGAGGUUCAGAGUUUAGUCUCUGUUGGCACUACUGUGCGCGUCACUCUGCCUCUUCAGCUAACUGAUAAGAUGGCCGAGGGAACCGACGCAGCCUUGCAGCAAGAUUUGAACAAAGGUCUUGAGGGACUAAGGGUCUCUGUUGUAGGGCUACAGGAAUCAAAAGCUGAGAACACCACCAUUCUUGGAUGGGAUUCAUUGAUGAGCGAGAAGGAUUGCAUUUUAGCUAUCUGUCGAGACUGGUUGGGCUCACAUAUUGUCGAGAUGCCAGAUAUCCAGCACCAACAUCCUCACGUCGUGCUUUGUGAUGAGCACUCUGUGGACAGAACGAAGCUGCUUAUACAAGGAAAUAACUCGACGUCGCUCAUAGUCAUCUGCGAUGAUCCUGUUGUUGCUCGAAAGCUUGAGAUGGAAAAGGCCAACGACGGAAGCCCAGGCGGUGACCGCGUAGUCCUUUUCACACACCGACCAGUCGGACCUCGAAAGCUACAGAGGCUUGUGUUCCGUUUGGAGCAAGGCCAGAAAACACCAAGGCCGAAGUUGAUUGAUUCGAUAACCCCGAUUGGUAUCAAUUUCCCUGCAGAUGGAGCAUUGAAAGUACGGUUAGAUCCACCAACGCCGCCAGAUGCUGAGUGUGAGAGGCGAGAUAGCCCCAGGCUGCAUCUUCCGACAACUUCAGAAUGGUGCCCGUCUCAACAAUCUCCUCGUUCACCUCUCACAACCCCACCAGAGAAGUCGAAUCCUAUCUACAGCCCAGAAUCAGCCGGGAAAACAUUCCUACUCGUCGACGACAAUCCCAUCAACCUCAAAAUGCUCGUCAUGUUUAUGAAAAAGUUGAAACUGCAGUACAGCACAGCCUCCAACGGCCAAGAGGCUGUGGCCAAGUACAAAGAGAACCCAGCGAGCUAUAAAUGCGUAUUUAUGGAUAUAUCCAUGCCCGUGAUGAACGGGUUUGAAGCUACGCGCCAUAUACGCACGUUUGAGGCUGAGUGUGCGAUUCCAAAGUGCAGUAUUUUUGCACUUACUGGUUUGGCAUCGCGCGAUGCUCAGCAGGAGGCGGUGUUAAGUGGUAUUGACUUGUUCUUGACGAAACCUAUUGCGUUGGCGGAGAUGAAGCAUCUACUGGAGUCCAAGGAGUUGAUUUGA
Messenger RNA from Fusarium pseudograminearum CS3096, 3372 nucleotides. RefSeq lists its product as uncharacterized. Gene Ontology annotation, biological process: protein autophosphorylation; phosphorelay signal transduction system. The transcript has 3 exons. Bases 1 to 3372 code for a protein of 1123 amino acids. Lineage: Eukaryota; Fungi; Ascomycota; Sordariomycetes; Hypocreales; Nectriaceae. Gene Ontology annotation, molecular function: protein binding; histidine phosphotransfer kinase activity; phosphorelay sensor kinase activity. The record is from RefSeq and is a predicted model, not a curated record.